AUGCCUCAAUCAUCGUCAACUUUUAUAAAUGAAUAUACUUUACCUGAUGUGGUGGAAAAUUCUUCCUCGCGUGCCAGUAAAAUGACAAUUAAAGAAUACAAGAGAAUAGGAGAAGGUGCAUUUGGUACUGUUGUUGAAGCUAUGUUGAAAUAUGAAACUAAUUCGUCUAAAGGAAAUGAUGGCACUGGGUCACAUUUACUUGGCCAUUUCCGUCAUCAUAGCCAUAGCGACAAGGAUAAUAAUAAUACAACCAACAACAACAAUAAUAACAACAAAGAUGGUGAAUGGUUAGGACCAUUUGCUAUUAAACGAGUCCCUGCACAAACUGAAUAUAAAUCACGAGAAUUGGAAAUUUUACGAUUUGUCAGCCAUCCUAAUAUUGUCAGUUUACGAUUUUUUUUCGAUAAGAAAAGUUCUUCUGAUAAUAAAGUUUAUCAAAAUUUAGUAAUGGAAUGUUUACCAUCAAAUUUACAAUCAGAAAUCAAAUAUUAUCGUCAAUCCAAAUACACUAUUCCAUAUCCCCAUAUGAAAGCUUAUACUUUCCAAUUGGCUCGAGCCAUGCUCUAUUUACACGGAUAUGGAAUCAGUCAUCGAGAUAUUAAACCAUCAAAUAUACUUGUUGAUCCAAACACGGUGAGAUUGAAAAUUUGUGAUUUUGGAUCUGCAAAAAAAUUAGAACCAAAUCAACCUUCAGUGAGUUAUAUAUGUUCAAGAUAUUAUCGUGCUCCUGAACUAAUUGUUGGAUGUUCUUUAUAUACAACCAAAAUUGAUAUAUGGGGGUUAGGAUGUGUUAUUGCGGAAAUGUUCUUGGGUAAACCAAUUUUCCAAGGUCAAUCACCUGAAUCUCAAUUGAAAGAAAUUGCUAAACUUUUAGGUCCGCCACCAAAUACUUUUUUCUUCAAAAGUAAUCCUCAAUAUCGUGGUAAUAUGUAUACUACAAGAUUAUUCAAUUGUAGUAUAGAAGAAAGAUUUAAACAAAUUUUCAGUAAUUCACCACUGGAUGCAAUUGAUUUAUUGAUGAAAAUAUUGGUUUAUGAUCCUGAUGUAAGAGCUAGUCCUAGAAGAGUGUUGAUACAUCCAUUUUUCGAUGAAUUGAAAUCUUCACAAUUUAAAGUUUAUCCUCGUGGGUCAUCUACUCCAAUUGAAUUGCAUUUAUUUAAUUUUAGUGAAUAUGAAUUGGAAUUAUUGGGAUCUUUGAAAAAUGAAUUUGUGAAAUCAUAA
Messenger RNA from Candida albicans SC5314, 1221 nucleotides. RefSeq names its product serine/threonine/tyrosine protein kinase. Gene Ontology annotation, cellular component: cytoplasm. Gene Ontology annotation, biological process: protein phosphorylation; signal transduction. The record is from RefSeq and is a predicted model, not a curated record. The coding region runs from base 1 to 1221 and encodes 406 amino acids. The transcript has a single exon. Lineage: Eukaryota; Fungi; Ascomycota; Pichiomycetes; Serinales; Debaryomycetaceae. Gene Ontology annotation, molecular function: protein serine/threonine kinase activity; ATP binding; protein serine/threonine/tyrosine kinase activity.